Molecule: messenger RNA, 606 nt
Organism: Medioppia subpectinata
Lineage: Eukaryota; Metazoa; Arthropoda; Arachnida; Sarcoptiformes; Oppiidae
Source: the annotation of a GenBank genome assembly
CCUUCGCUAGAAGAGGCCCGACAGGCCGUAGUCGAUGGCAAGGCGUGGGCGGCCCUACACUUCUCGCACAACUAUUCCUAUGCCUUAAAUCAGAGAAGAGUUUUGGCCGGACUCGCGGACAACGACACGAUCGAGUCGUCAAACAUAAAGCUCUACUUAGAUAUGUCUAACCAAGUGAUCGGGUUUGUGCUGUUGCGCUCAUUUUUCCUGGCCUUCCAGACGUUCGCACAGGACUACCUGUCCCUUCUGGGCUACAAUCCGGCGACAGUCACGCUUCCCAUAACCAUCGAGAAAGUCAUUUACGGCAAUCUUCACCCGUCGAUGACUGAGUUCAUGGCGCCGGGAGUUAUCAUUUUGAUCGCCUAUUACGCGACCACUGCUCUGACGGCCCUAUCGUUGGUGUUGGAGCGGAAGGACGGACUCCUGGAGCGGUCACUCGUGGCGGGCGUGAACUCCAUUGAAUUCCUGGCCUCACAUAUAAUGACACAGACAUUAGUGCUGACAAUUCAGGAGAUAUUUAUGUUAAUCACUACUUUCUGGAUCUUUGGUGUCCCGUCACAGGGCCCUAUGAUUUGGGUCUUCUCACUCACAUUCUUCCAGGGUAUG